CCGCCCCCCCCCCCCUAGCACAUCGCGCCCCGCUGGCUCCUCGCUUCCUGCUAGCUCACCUCGCGCUCCCCUCUAGGCCCUAGGCCCUUCGUGCCCCGCUGGCCCAUCGCGCGCCCCUCUGGCCCUUUGUGCCUCGCUAGUCUAUCGCGCCCCCACUGGUCCGUCGAGCCCCCCCGCUAGCCCAUUCGCGCCCCUUCUGGCCCGUCGCGCUCCUCAGGCCUUUCGUGCCCUGCUGGCACAUAGCGCGCCCCUCUGGCCCUUCGUGCCCCGUUAGACCAUCGCGCGCCCCUCUGGCCACUUGAGCCCCGCUGGCCCAUAGCGCCCUGCCUGCCGUCUUCGAGCCCAGCAGGCCCAGUCGCGCCUCUCUGCCCGUUUCGAGCCCAGCUGGCUCCUAACGCCUCGCCAGCCUGCUUCGCGCUCAGCGGGCCCAUCACGCCUCGCCAGCCGCUCUCGAGCACAGCCGGCCUCUGCUACAGCCGGCCGCUGCCCAGGUCGGCCCCUGCUCCAGCCGGCCCUGCUCCAGCCGGCCCUGCUCCAUCCGGCCCUGCUCCAGCCGGCCCCUGCUUCAGCCGGCUCUGCUCCAACCGGCCCUGCUCCUGCCGGCCCUGCUUCAACCGGUCCGGCUCCAGCCGGCCCCUGCCCCGGUCGGCCCCUGCUCCAGCCAGCCCUGCUCCAACCGGCCCUGCUCCAGCCGGCCCUUCCCCAGCCGGCCCUGCCCUAGCCGGCCCUGCUCCAGCCGGCCCCUGCUUCAGCUGGCUCUGCUCCAACCGGCCCUGCUCCUGCCGGCCCUGCUUCAACCGGCUCGGCUCCAGCCAGCCCCUGCCCUGGUCGGCCCCUGCUCCAGCCGGCCCCUGCUCCAGCCGGCCCUGCUCCAGCCUGCCCCUGCUCCAGCCGGCCCCCAGCCUUUCCUCUCCAUCGCUCCUCACCUUCCUCCACCUUUUCCCGCCGCUCCCCGCUGCUUUCCACCGUUCCUCACUGCUCUCCACCGCUCCCCACUGCUCCCUACCGCUCUCCACCGCCCUCCAUUGCUAUCUACCACCCUUCACCGCCCCCCACCGCUCCUCACCGCUGCUUACCGCCCUCCGCCGCUCCCCACCGCCCAACACCGCCCAACACCGCCCUGUACCGCCCUUCACUGCCAGUCAGCUGCUGCAGCUGCUGUGAUGGCGGAGUGGGUGUUGCACCUGGACGCGGAUGGGCAGGCGGUUCAUUUCGAGGCGUGGCUUGUCGACCUCCGUCGUUACCUCACAGGUCAGAGGCAGGACGGUCACUCUCUGGUCGAACAUGUUGACGGUAAACUCCCCUGUCCUGAUCCGCCUGCUCCCCUCCCCGCUGAGUCUACGUCUGCUGACCGCCAGUCCUUUGCCGCUGCUGCGCUUGCACGUGAUGUCUGGCAGUCGCGUGAUGCCGUCGCGCAGCUCGCUAUCAGUCAUGCCCUUCCCAUGUCCGAGCGUUCCCGCUUUACGUCAGUCCCGACUGCUCAGGAGCUCUUAGAGGCUGUUGUCGCACGCUACUCCACCCCUUCCUUUGCCUCUGCCGGCCACUUGAUCCUCCCCAUGCUCUUCCCUGACCUCGCGUCCUUUCCCACCGUCGCUGACCUAGCCACUCACCUGCGCGCCCUAGAAGCGAGUUGGCGCGCUGCCUGCACUGAGGCACAGCUUGCUGUGUUCCCGCCCCCCCUUCCCAUUACCCUUUACCUCUUGGCCACUCGCCCCCCUGACCGCCUUGCGACCGCCCGCGACCAUUUUUUGAGUCUUCACCCCGCUGACCUCACCCUCUCUGACUUUGUCACCACCCUGACUGCGAUAGAGAUUCGACAGCACACUAUCGCCCAGUUUAGCGGCACUGCGUUGGUCCCUAUCUUUCAGGGUUGUGCUCCCUCUCCGUGCACUUACUCUGACAGUUCAGCGGCUGUCGCCGAGACAGCCGCUGCUGCUGCUGCGACCGCCGCCGCGGCGGCUGCAGUGCAGUACCGUCCGGGUAAGGACCUCCACCCCAAAGGGCGGCGCGGCGGGGGUAGGGGGAGAGGGGGUGGAGGCGGUGGUGGCGGUGGUUUGUCAGCGCGUAGUACUGACGAGGGGACCGGGGCUGGUGCCCCGGAGCAGCAGCCACAGCAUCAGCAGCAGCAGCAGCAGCAGCAGCAGCAGCGGCAGCAGCCGCAGCCGCAGCGGACAUUGGGUCGCCUCCCCCCGGGAUGGCCUGGCGCCAGUAGAGGUGGUAGCCGAGGUGGCAGUGCGCGCGGCUCAGUGUCGAGUGGUGGCGUUGGUGUCGGGCCCUGCCAGUACCAGCUUCAGACCGGUCCUCGCCGCGGCUCCGUGUGCGGUAAGGUCGGACACACUACCGCUCGUUGUUUUCGUCGCCUGGACGACUUGUUCCGCUUUCGCUUCGGCCCCGAGCCGGACCUCCCCGACUGGCACAGCCUGCUCUGCCAUCACCUGCAGAUUUUCGACAUGGAUAUGGAUCAGAUUAGUUCUGCCUUGUACCAUAAUCUCCCGGAUAUAGGCGCAUAGGGGCUUAUAGGAAAUACCAAACAAAAUUGGCAUGCGCUUGUAAUCGAAGAAACUUGAUAAGCCCAGGGCUUAUGAAAAUGAUUUUAUGGAAAAAUGAUUCAAGCA
This is a messenger RNA of Closterium sp. NIES-67, 2615 nucleotides long. NCBI's taxonomy places the organism in Eukaryota, Viridiplantae, Streptophyta, Zygnematophyceae, Desmidiales, Closteriaceae. The record is from the annotation of a GenBank genome assembly.